AUGGUGACCAAGGGACUGGGGCCGCCGCGGAGCAGCCCGGACGGCAGGGCGCCUUCGCCUCCUCCUCGGCGCUCAGGCCGCACACGGGUCCCGCGGCCCUUCGGGCGCCAGAGCUGGGGCGCUCCACUCCGCGCCCCGACGCCUGGCCGGCUCCCGCGGCUCCUCACCCACCGCCCUCGGGCGCGGGGGUCUCAAGGUAGGCCCCUGCCGCCGUGUGGCCGGAGUCCGCGGGGCCCCGGGCCUCAUACUCCCCUCCAGACAGGCCGCGGGCUGCGGGCGGGGCGCGCUGUAGAGCCCGGGCGCCUAGGACUGGGACGGGGCAGCAGGGCUCGGAGAGAGACCCCGGGGGCGUCCCAUGAGGCGUUCCCUGCCAAGCGGCUCCCAGACGCAGGCUCCGUGGGCAGUCCAGCUCUCGCCCCCGGGCUUGAGCUGGCGGCGUCGGCUUCGGAGCCUUGGAACCAAGCAGAGUCCGGGGAAGCGCUCCCUUUCCAGCUCCAGCCGGAGAGCCGCCCGCCACGGAGAGGCGGAGUCACCGGCGCCCGGGGCGGGGAGAGGGGGACCCUGAAUAAUGAUGAGAUGAUGCAGAUGACAGAAAAUGAAGAUAAUGAUGGGGACUGUGCUUAG
Messenger RNA from Rangifer tarandus platyrhynchus (Svalbard reindeer), 624 nucleotides. NCBI's taxonomy places the organism in Eukaryota, Metazoa, Chordata, Mammalia, Artiodactyla, Cervidae. The record is from the annotation of a GenBank genome assembly.